GCCACCGUAGGCCUUAACUGUUACCACUACCGCACCGGCUUUGGUCGAUGUUCUUGACGCACUAGGCAUGAUGACUGACAAGGACACACGGCAACGAAUUAUCUCCUCCGUGUUCUCAAAACGCAAUGCCGCUGGUGGACUCGAAGAAACAUACGUUAACCACAUCAAGAUUUGGGAGGAGGCUGUACCACAAGAAGGCGGACGGAAGCCUAGAUUUAUUCUACUUUCACAGGCUAGUAAUGGGUCUGGUUUCAUUCAUAAGUCCAAGCUCAACGCGAACGGGUCUUUCUCGGUCGGCAAGACUUGGAGACUACAAGAACUUAGAGGUGUUGAAGUGAUGAAUCCGUUGGCUUUCAAUAUAACGCUGGCGAGAACAUACAGAUGGCAAACAGAGAACCCAGGCGAUCAGGCCGAAUUCUUGGUCUCGCUAAUCCGCUCGUUCCGCACCAUUACGGGAAACUCUAUUUCGUUGCAGAUAUUUGGUAUGAGGGACCCAGACGCGCCAUCAUCAUCAAGAGCUCCUCCAUCCCAACCAUUCACUAAUGGCAUACGAAUGGAAAGGGCGCCUACACCUCCAAAUGGAAUCCCUCUCCAACCUGCACCUCGAAGACCUUAUGCGAAUGACUCUUCUGUGUCAAAUAACAGGGAGAGCGGCUUCUCCGCGCGCUCAGCGUCUCCUGCACCUUCCUCAAUUGCGGCACCCCCUACUCCUAAGGUAGCCUCUCGAACACGCCGAGCACCUUCGCCUCCAGCAAUGUCGGAGUCGACUGAUACUCCUCGUUCGGUGCCUUCUUCUGAACGACCUGUUACCCCGUCUCGGAAUCGUCCGACUACACCUGCGUCCCAAUCCCAGCCUCCCGUCUCUAGUUCCCUUCGACCGAGACAGGGUCGGAGGCCCUCUAACGCUUCAUCGACAAUGCGAUCUUCUGCUGCAACGAAUUCCUCUCAAAUACCUUCGAUUCUCAUGCCUGGUAGUCCAGCGUCUGCUCGACCAUCGAUUUCUUCUGUGACUUCGAUAGGAACUGCCUCUUCUGUCACCGCCCUUCCCUCCAAGUCAAAAUUAAAUGGAACUCCCAUCCUAGAUAUUCCUUCCGUCGCUAAUGCAUCCUCCCAAUUCGCGCCUUCCCCUCUAUCUGCCUACCCAUCCCAUGGCCUUGAGACACCGAAAGCACGCGCGGCAUCACCUGCACCGUCAUCUCGCUCUCGAAAACCAAGCACCGCACCUUACGCAGAGUCUUCCUCAGCACAGCCAAGGCGAGAGCAGAAUGCUCGUGUCUCGUUCUAUGACCCCCAAAAUCAAGCAACACUGGAUCGCUUGCUGUCAGGAGAUCUUAUGUUGCAGUUAGACAACGAUGCAGAUGGAGACCAAGGUGGUGAGGUAGAGACGGAAAGCGUUCAAGCAACUCUCACGAGCGUUGAGGAAAUGUUGGAAGGUUAUGAGUGGACUAGCGAUGAUGUGUUAGUAGGCAAAGCGGUCAGGGGCACCGGCGACCAGAUUGAGGCAAGACUGAUUGACGAACUAAUGGCUCUGGAGAAGGCGAACAUACACUCCUUCAUAGAGUCUGAUGAUCGUGUCAACAUUGUGCUGAAAUAUCUGGACGAUGCGAUAUCCGAACUUGAUACGAUGGAUAGUAUUGUCGCAUCAUACAAGAUCCACCUCAACGCCGUAAGCGAUGACAUUGCAUUCAUCCAAUCGCAAAGACGCGGUUUGCAAGUACAAACGCAGAAUCAGCGUGCGUUGCUUGGAGAACUAGAGCAGUUACUGCAAACUGUACAAGUCGAUCGCGAAGCCCUUCUGACGCUCACACAAGAGUCGCUGGAACAGCAACCGGGUAUAACGAGGAUGGAGGAAGCCGCGACCCAGUUGUACAAGGCCCUUCAAGCCGGUAGAGAUCAAGAUAUGGCUGCGACCAUGGAGCGUUUGGAGGAGUACCGAACCCAUAACGCUCAAUUCUGCAAACGUUUGUACGAUUUCCUAUCGAUAUCGUUCACUGCGCGGUCUAAGUUACUCCUUGGUGAGUCGAACGGUGUGAUCAAGUCCACUCGAGGAAGGCCAUCUCUUCAAGACCACCUGGAACUUGAGAAGAUCUUGGGUCGCUACUCCGGCUUGAUGCUGUAUUUAAAAGAGUUGGACGAGUCAAUAUAUGCAAAGAUCUGCGCUGCCUAUUUCACUGCGUCGAGUGAGUUGCAUAAGGCGCAAAUGAAGGCAUACUUCGCAGCUUGCAGCGACCUUGUAAAGAAGGGUGCCGAGGAGGACGAUGGCUUUGGCGUGACCUCGCCGACUACUAGUACGCAGAGGGCUGCAGCAGGCAUGCGACGUGCUGGAACCAUCGUACGUUCACCCUUGGAAGCCCGAAGAGAAAGAAAGGAUCGGUCAGACGGCAACAUGCGUGCUUCAGAAGCCUUUGGUUUGAUCCUCGAACAAGUUGCCCCUAUGGUAUAUCGUGAAGAGGACUUCAUUGCUGACUUCUUGCAAAUCAACAACGCCUCUCUGACGUUUGCUGAUUACAUGGGUUUGGAGAAUUAUUUCCGUCGGCAAGCUGCUCGGUCAGCCGGACUCAGCUCAGCUACGAUGAAGCUAGUACGGGGAGCCCUGGAUCUGAUUUUCGGAUUUCUGCCUGCAGAGCUCAAAGUCUGGCUAGACAACGCAUUGGGCAAGGAUAUGAUGGAAAUCAUCGGCAUCAUUGUUUGCCUUGAGCGAUUUUUGGCAGAUGCUGAAGAACGUGGAAACACAUUUUUCACGAAUGUACUUGAGAAGCAACAUACUCGGCUGAAUGGCCUGUUCGAUCGUCGUGUCAACGAACAUAUCAAGUCUAUUGAGGAAACGAAACUCAACAGCAAGAAGCGUGGGGGUGUCGCCCCGUUCAUCAAGUACUUCCCUACAUACAUUGGGCGAAUUGAGAAUCAACUCAUUGGCGCGGAUACACUGGAGAUUAGGCAACAUGUAGAUCAGUCCUAUGACAAGAUUGUGCAGAGCAUGUUCGAUUCACUUAAGCACAUGGCGAAAUUGGAAGGCGAGGGAGAGGAUAAGGGUCAACUCAACUACCAUGUUAUGCUUAUCGAGAAUAUGCAUCACUUCGUCGCCGAUAUGUCACAGCUAGACAUUGGCACCGUAUCCACUUUCUCCAAGAGGGCUGAGUCCAUUUAUGACGAAAACCUUAGCGCGUACGUCAAGAUUGUCCUACGUCGACCGUUCGCAAAAAUUAUCGAUUACUUCGAAGGAGUAGAACGGCUUUUGAAGACGACAGCGCCUAGCGAGGUCUCCGCCAAUAGCACUUAUUCCAAGUCAGCCCUCAAGAAAGUUGUCAAGGAGUACACGGCGAAAGAUAUUCGGAAACACAUCGAUGCACUAUUCAAACGUGUUGAAAAACACUUCACGGAAGCAUCCGAGAAGACCACAACGGAGGAAACCUCACUCGGUAUCGCUGCAGGCAGUGUUAUGGUUGGGGUCUGGAAGGCUUGCGAGGAAGAGUUGCUGAGAAUCACAGAACUCUUCUCAAAGCGAAUCGGGCAGUGUUACCAAUCGUCUGGGCUUACGUUGGAGUAUACUGCUGCUGAUGUUGAGGCUGCUUUCAAGCGGCAUCGAGUUUCAGCGUAGAGAGAUAUACCCCUGUGCGACGUAGGAUAUAUACCAUUAUUUGGAUCUCCAGGCAAGAAUGUGAGAUCGCUCGAUGGACCCUCAAGAUAAAUGUAACGGUUAUAAGAGCACAAGAAUGAAACGUGGUACCGAAGAAACUACUGGAAGCAUUGUUCGGAUGUACCAAAUAGAUUAUGAGUCCUUGAGAGUGCGGAUGCAACUUAGAUUCUACAUUUCCUUUGUACCGUUUGUCCAUCCAAAAUUUAGUAUAGUUUUGGCUCUGGGAAGGCGGGAGCGCCGUCCGUGGCAGGAGGUGAUUGAGCUGGGGUCCCAGGUUGGCUGCGUGCAGGUGCCGCAUCAUAACCAGUGGUCGUGGCCGACGUCUGGGGUGCUUGAGAGGGCGCAGAAGCAGCCUGAGCGGGCUGGGCUGAUUGCGUGUAGCGUUGUACUGCUCCAACGGCGGCAGGACCAUAUGUGUCCCAAAGACCCUUCGCGAAUGCGAAAGGACUAGCGGCAGGAGGUUGAGCGGGUGCGCCUGGGGAAGGGGGAGCUUGAGCUGGAGGUGUCUUGGUUAUGAUGCGCAUCACGGCGUCAUAAAGUUUGCCGAAGCUGGUCUGCAGGAACGUGAGGGCGUUGGAUUGAGCGGAAACGAUGCCGGCUUGAAUCUCCUCUUCAUUUUUGGAAAAGAACGGGUGGAGGUAGGUUUGGUAUACCCAGGUUGAGCCCUGUAGAUUUGAUGAUAUUAAGAACAAGAUUUAUGAAGACCCCU
Molecule: messenger RNA, 4346 nt
Organism: Somion occarium
Lineage: Eukaryota; Fungi; Basidiomycota; Agaricomycetes; Polyporales; Cerrenaceae
Source: the annotation of a GenBank genome assembly